AUGGAGGCAGUUGACCUGGUCAUCGUCGGUGCAGGACCAUACGGUCUAAGUGCUGCAAAGACGUACCUGGAAGUCUACCCUUCCGCCAACGUUGUCGUUCUGGAGGCGGAAUCGUCCAUUGGAGGAGUCUGGGCAAAGCAUCGCCUCUACAAGGACUUAUGCACAAACAAUGUCUUUGGCUCAUAUGAAUUCCCAGACCUUGCCAUGGAUACGGAGACAUUUGGUGCAGAAAAAGGGAAACCUAUACCCGGACCGACCAUGCAUGCAUAUAUGAACGCAUAUGCGAAGAAGUUCAGCCUAACAGAGAGGAUACGUCUUCGAACGAGGCUCGUCUCUGCCGAGCAUAGAGAAGAUCCAUCAUCAUGGCUACUCACUGUUGAUGAGAACAGCGACGGAAUGGAGGCUACAGUUGGAGGCACUUCAACCAUCCUUACACGGAAACUGAUAAUGGCAACGGGAAUGACAUCACGGCCACAUCUGCCCAAGUUCAAGGGCCAGGACACAUUUGAGGCACCUAUAUUUCACUCUAAAAACAUGCCAAAGUAUGAAAGCGACCUGCUGCACCCGGACAAGACUGUGGUCGUAUAUGGCGGUGGCAAAACUGCCUGGGACAUGGCCUACAUCUGUGCCGCUGCUGGAGUGUCAGUCAACUUUGUCAUCCGUGAAAAUGGCCGUGGGCCUGCCUGGAUGACCCGGGCCAGGAUAACGCCGCUCAAGAUAUUGCUGGAAUACCUGCUUCUGACCAGAUGCACGACAUGGAUGUCUCCUUGUAUCUGGGCGACAACAGGGCCGACAAAGUUCCUCCAUGAGACCUGGCUGGGUAGAAAGGUUAUCAAUGGUUUCUGGGCCUUGGUGAAGAACGAUGUGGUAACCGCUAAUAAGUAUAACAAACACCCAGAGGUCAAGAAACUGACGCCAUGGCUUGAUCCGUACUGGGUGGCCACAUCUCUGAGCAUCCUGAACUACCCAAGUGACUUCUUUGAUUUUGUGAGGAGUGGCCAGAUCAAGGUGCAUAUCGCGGACAUCGAUUCUCUCUCUAGCCGGACGGUUCACCUUUCCAACGGUACCUCUCUCGGGGCCGAUGCUGUGAUAUGCGGAACCGGCUGGGAAGCUCGAUCUCCCGUAACGUUUCUGCCUGACGGGAUCGAAGAGCAGCUUGGGGUGCCCUGGGCCCCAGAGCCGCUGGACAAGUCACUCCUGGAGGCGGCAGAUAAGCAUAUUCUGAGACAGUUCCCUCAACUCAAGACCUCUGCCAAAGUAAACGAGCGCUAUAAGCAUUACUCUGCAGACGCCGAGACACAGUCCUCUCAUCCAUAUCGGCUGAUCCGAUUCAUGGCACCUCCCAGGCUAAAAGACCGAUCGAUUGUUUUCCUUGGAACAGCUACCAACAUAGACACGCCCAUCACGGCUCAGGUACAGGCUCUCUGGGCCACGGCGUACCUCUCAGACCGGCUUGAAGUGCGUCCGCUGGUGGCCCGGCCAGCUGAGCCCAAGCCGACGGCAGAGGAAGACAAGACGGACUGGGAGGUAGCUCUCCACUCGCAGUUCAGCAUCUGGCGGUAUCGAGAGGGUAUGCGCAUGCGUAACCCAGACUUUGUCUUCGAGUCCAUACCGUAUAUUGACUUGAUGCUGCAAGAUUUGGGCCUGCAACACCGCCGCAAAAAGGGGUUCUUCCGUGAGAAUUUCACCGUGUAUCGGCCGCGAGAAUACCAGGGCAUGAUAGAUGAAUGGAAAGCAAAGAAUAUGACAUCUUCCACCAGCACUGAAUAA
Molecule: messenger RNA, 1770 nt
Organism: Nannizzia gypsea CBS 118893
Lineage: Eukaryota; Fungi; Ascomycota; Eurotiomycetes; Onygenales; Arthrodermataceae
Exons: 2
Coding region: 1-1770 (589 amino acids)
Source: RefSeq, a predicted model, not a curated record